This is a messenger RNA of Nomascus leucogenys (northern white-cheeked gibbon), 3184 nucleotides long. Its product is annotated as CACN subunit beta associated regulatory protein. The record is from RefSeq and is a predicted model, not a curated record. Gene Ontology annotation, molecular function: transmembrane transporter binding. Gene Ontology annotation, biological process: negative regulation of voltage-gated calcium channel activity; negative regulation of calcium ion-dependent exocytosis. NCBI's taxonomy places the organism in Eukaryota, Metazoa, Chordata, Mammalia, Primates, Hylobatidae. Gene Ontology annotation, cellular component: plasma membrane; secretory granule.
GGGGCACCUGCAAGGGCAGAGGCAAGGGAGGCUGAGCUGGGCCAGCCACGUCCCGGAGCGGUGUCAGCCUUUUUUUGGGAUGAGAAAGAGGAGGCGCUGUGGGGUGUUGGGCGUGGGCUCAGAGGGGUUGGGGUGGCGCUCGGGCCAGGCUGGUGGCAGGUGUGUGGCCUGAGUAGCUGAAGGAUGAGGUUCGAUGGCCUAAGAGGGAGAAGCGGGGGCAGCUUUGGGCUUUGGGUUUCUGCGGGUGUCGUUCUGAUGUCACCCCACGAGGAGCAGGCCUCUGUGAGAGCACGUUUGGGCCCCGAUGGGCUCUGCUCAGCUUUGUGCCGGUCUGUGAUCUCUGUCACACAGGGGAGGGGCCAGGAGAGGCAUGGCGAGCCCUCCACAGUGCCAGAGGGGACCUGCGUGGGGAAGCAGGCGGGGCGCCUGUGUCCAGAGACCCUGGGCUGUGCAGCUUCAAGGGGAAUUGUGCCCGAGGCGCCCUGGCUGUGCCUCCCCAGAACCCCCACGGACCAAGCAACGUGAGAGGGGAGUCCGUGCCCCCCUAGACCCCACCCCCUCCUGCGCACGCGGCGCACCUCGGGCUGCAGAGUCGUGAAUUCCAGGACACCCCGAGCUGCGUCCCUGGGACCUCAGGACCGGGCGAGGUGAAUCGUGCCGAUGGGCCGGGGGCGGCGCUCGGCCGCCGCGGCGGGUGCGGGGGGCGGCUCCGCGUGCGGAGUGGGCGCCCGGGAGCGCAGGCUCCGCCCCCCGCCCCCGCCGGAAGGGAAGGGGAGGCGGCGGCCGGCGAGGAGCCAGCCAGACCCAGCCGCGAGCGCAGCGGGGGCGGCGGGCCGCGGACCGGGCAGCACCGGGCGCUCGGAGCGGGCGCGCCGCCAACGCGGUCACGUGCGCGGCCCCUCCUCUCGCGCCGGCCUCCCCCGCGCCGCGCUCUCCAUUCAUAAAUUCUCCGCCUGUUCCGCGGCCACCGGGCGCCGGAGCCAGCCGGGAGCACCACGCAGCCGCCCGCCGCCCGCCCGCCGCCCAUGGGCCGCGCGUCCCGGCGCUGAGGGCCCUCCUCCCCAGUUCAGAAUGCAGCCCACAGCCACCAUGGUCACAGCCGCCACCACCACCACCACCACCACUGCCACAGUAGCCCUGACGACGUCGUGGGACAAUGCCACUGGACGCCCCACGGCAGAGCCAGACCCCAUCCUGGACAACUACGUGCUGCUGGUGGUGGUGAUGUCGCUGUUCGUGGGCGGCACGCUGGUGGUGUUGUCCGGCGUCCUGCUCCUCUGCAAGCGCUGCUGGGACGUCCACCAGCGCCUCAACAGGGCCAUGGAGGAAACGGAGAAGACCACCACCACCUACCUGGACAACGGCACCCGCCCGGCCCAAGACCCCGACUUCCGGGGGGAGGACCCCGAGUGCCAGGAUGCGGAGACCGAACGCUUCCUGUCCACCAGCUCCACGGGCCGCCGGGUCUCCUUCAAUGAGGCGGCGCUGUUCGAGCAGAGCCGCAAGACGCAGGACCAGGGCCGCCGAUACACACUGACGGAGGGGGACUUCCACCACCUGAAGAAUGCCCGGCUCACACACCUGCACCUGCCGCCCCUCAAGAUCGUCACCAUCCACGAGUGUGACUCAGGCGAGGCCAGCUCAGCCGCCACACCCCACCCGGCCACCUCUCCCAAGGCCACUCUGGCCAUCUUCCAGCCCCCGGGGAAGGCCCUCACGGGCCGCUCCGUGGGCCCCAGCUCCGCCCUGCCAGGUGACCCCUACAACUCAGCCGCGGGUGCCACUGACUUCGCGGAGAUCAGCCCCUCGGCAUCUAGCGACUCUGGGGAAGGCACCUCGCUGGAUGCCGGUACCAGGAGCACCAAGGCUGGAGUGCCCGGGGCUGCAGCAGGGCCUGGGGAGGUGGGCCCGGGAUCCGGGGCAGGUACCGUUCUGCAGUUCCUCACCCGCCUGCGCCGCCAUGCCAGCCUGGACGGGGCCAGCCCCUAUUUCAAGGUCAAGAAGUGGAAGCUGGAGCCCAGCCAGCGGGCAGCCAGUCUGGACACGAGAGGUUCCCCCAAGCGGCACCACUUCCAGCGGCAGCGGGCAGCCAGCGAGAGCACGGAGCAGGAGGAGGGGGGCGCCCCCCAGGAGGACUUCAUCCAGUACAUCGCCCGGGCCGGCGACGCCGUGGCCUUCCCGCAUCCCCGCCCCUUUCUGGCCAGCCCGCCCCCUGCUCUCGGCAGGUAUUUUUCAGUAGAUGGAGGUGCUAGGGGUGGACCUGUGGGCCCUUGCCCCGCUUCGCCCCCCUCUAGGCGGCCCAGGGAGCGCUCUCCAGGCCCCGUGGACACGCGCUCGCCCGCCUCCAGCGGCAAGGCCCCUCCCAGAGGCGGACUCACUGGGGCCACCUCUCCAGCAUGGACCAGAGGAGGGAAGCAGGGAGAGACUGGGUAAGGGUAGGGGGGUGGGUAGGGGGGUGGGUGGGGAGGGCCCCCCGAGGAUGGCACUGGUACUGCGGCUUGCUGGUGGAGUCCGAGGCCUGAACGGUUCUGCUGUGGUCCCAGGCCCUCUCCCACCCCCGCCCCGCCCCGCCCAUGCUCCCGAAGGCUGGGCAGACUCUUCUCAGAAGCUGCUGUGACCACUCUGGCCAGCAGCACCCCUCCCCCAACCCAAGGGCAACUUUCCUGAAGCCCAGGGCCCACAUCGGUGGGAUGGGAAUGGGGCGUGGGGCUGGGGCAGAGCAGGGUUCCUGGGGCAGCCCUGGUCUGGCGGGUGACCCUCACGUCUGUGCACUGUCCUCCUGCUGGUUAUCUAGCAUGGGUGGGCAGAGAGCCCUAUAGCCUGGAGCAGGGGCUGAGCUGGACUCAACCGCGUCCAGUCUAUCCCCUGCGGCUCCCACGUCCACUGGGAGGCUGGGAAAACGUGACUCCCGGGAAGAAGCAUGUUGACUUUUCCUGGGGGCUUCCAAGGGAGGGGGCCCCGCCGUCUGCAGUCCAGCAUGGAGGCACCCUGCUUAAGAAGCAGGCGCCACAGCUCAGGGUCAAUGCAAGACCCAUCCCCUGCAAAACACACUGGCCCAUUUUAAAGCUCUCUCCUUCCAAGGCCUGCCCGAGUCCCAAGUCCCACCCGUGCCCACCCUCCCUGAUCGAGAGGCGGGAUGGCCGGCCGGGUAGGGGGCGCGGGGCUCGGCAGGGCUCUGACGGCG